Chinchilla lanigera (long-tailed chinchilla) is the source of this 5496-nucleotide messenger RNA. Its product is annotated as acyl-CoA desaturase 1. Gene Ontology annotation, molecular function: iron ion binding; palmitoyl-CoA 9-desaturase activity; stearoyl-CoA 9-desaturase activity. The coding region runs from base 393 to 1469 and encodes 358 amino acids. Gene Ontology annotation, biological process: unsaturated fatty acid biosynthetic process; response to fatty acid. The record is from RefSeq and is a predicted model, not a curated record. The transcript has 6 exons. Gene Ontology annotation, cellular component: endoplasmic reticulum membrane. NCBI's taxonomy places the organism in Eukaryota, Metazoa, Chordata, Mammalia, Rodentia, Chinchillidae.
AUUUCCCUCGGGGUUAAGGGUGGGAGAGCGCGAUGUAGGCGACUUCAGUAUCUCAGUCCUCCAGUAGUGUAUUAAAAAGCGUUAGAUCUCCUCUUUCCCGCACUCGUUUCCACACGAGGCUGCCUCCGCUGUCAGCUUUGUGGCUUUUGUUCCUCGUUCUUAAAACAGAACGGACCUAAGAAAAUACAGGUUACAGUCACGUCACUGCCGGCUGUAGCCUUAAAAACCCAGCUGUGGGACAUCCACUGACGGCAGUUUCAGGCCCAGGAAGGGUUCCGAACGCGGCGCACGCGAUCUUCGUGCACGAAGUCUGGCCAUCCUCAGUGCCUGUAGUCCGCAUUCGCUCCGCGGUCUCAACCCAGGGAACUGAGUCUCCGCCUCUGAGAGCCAAGAUGCCCGCUCAUAUGCUGCAGGAGAUCGCCAGCUCCUACACGACCACCACCACCAUCACAGCGCCUCCCUCUGGCGGCCUGCAGAAUGGAGGCGAGAAGGUGGAGAAAAAGUCCCUGUACUCAGAGGAAGACAUCCGUCCUGAAAUGAAAGAUGACAUUCGAGACCCCAACUAUGAGGACGAGGAGGGUCCUGCGCCCGAGCUGGAGUAUGUCUGGAGAAACAUCAUCCUGAUGGGCCUGCUGCACGUGGGAGCCCUGUAUGGGAUAACACUGGUUCCCACCUGCAAGGUCUAUACCUGGCUGUGGGUACUCAUAUACUAUACAGUGAGUGGACUGGGCAUCACAGCAGGAGCUCAUCGCCUGUGGAGCCACCGAACUUAUAAAGCACGGCUGCCCCUGAAGGUCUUCCUGAUCAUCGCCAACACAAUGGCUUUCCAGAACGACGUGUAUGAAUGGGCCCGAGACCAUCGUGCCCACCACAAGUUCUCAGAAACACAUGCUGACCCUCACAAUUCCCGACGUGGCUUUUUCUUCUCUCACGUGGGCUGGCUGCUUGUGCGCAAACACCCAGCCGUCAAAGAGAAGGGGAGGUUGCUCGACAUGUCUGAUCUAAAAGCUGAGAAACUGGUGAUGUUCCAGAGGAGGUAUUACAUACCUGGUCUUCUGUUGCUGUGCUUCAUCCUGCCCACACUGGUCCCUUGGUAUUGUUGGGGUGAAACUUUUCAGCACAGCUUGUUUGUUGCCACUUUGCUGAGAUAUGCCGCAGUGCUCAAUGCCACCUGGCUGGUGAACAGUGCUGCCCAUCUCUACGGAUAUCGCCCAUAUGACAAGAACAUUAAUUCUCGGGAGAACAUCCUGGUUUCCCUGGGAGCUGUGGGUGAGGGCUUUCACAACUACCACCACUCCUUCCCCUAUGACUACUCUGCCAGUGAAUACCGCUGGCACAUCAACUUUACCACAUUCUUCAUCGACUGCAUGGCUGUCCUUGGUUUGGCUUAUGAUCGUAAGAAAGUAUCCAAGGCUGCUAUCUUGGCGAAGGUUAAAAGAACUGGAGAUGGAAGCUACAAGAGUGGUUGAGUUUUGAGUCAUCCAGGUUUUUCUUUCAAAAGUCAGCUGGGUACAUGUUUAACAUUGUGUUAAUUAACUACUGAGUAAUGCUUUCUGGGUGGUAUAGGUGAUGACCUUAACCUACCAGUGCAGUAUUCUUGUAAAAUGCACAAGUAUUGAAAAGUAAUAACUCUAUUUUAUACUACUUAGCUGAUAGACUUUUCUUCUCUCCCAUUCCCAAUUUUCUUUUGUUGCUUUGUCUCUAUUACCUUCCUUUUUACCCUCACUGCCUCCCGUGCCAACAAUUGGUCACCCAUAAAUUGGUUAUCCACCUUCCAAAGCCUGGCAACCUUUCUAGAGUCUAAAUGUAAGGCCCUUUGCACUAGAUGACUCUUUCCUUGGUGAUAGUUGAAGAUAGUUGCUUCAAGCUAGACAUUCAACGAAAUCUGCUGCAAAGUUCCUGCUUACUGUCAUUAUCCCAUCCAUUGCUAGAUGAAACUGAAAAUAAUUUUUGGAGAGAGCUUGCAAAGUUGGUAAAUCAUGCAAGAUGUUAUGCAGGAUAAUAAGUAAGGUUGAGAGUUGAGCUGGGAAACUGGGCAAGGGUAAUCUGCUGUAAUCAGUCCAGGUUGCUUGUUAGUAAGACAUGGAGCUCCUUCUCGCAACUUUCUUACUUUCUCUUCAGACUCGGUAGGGGAUGGUUAUGGAGGGGAUGGUUAUUCCUGGUGACCCUAGAAUACAACAGCAUAUCAGAGACUUCAUAUAGGAUACUGACAAUAAAGAAGAAGCACUUGCUAAUUAGGAAAAGUAGUUUCUGCUGGGUAAGGAUAUUUUUCUUUAAUAAAAGGAUUUCUUAUUUUAUAGACUAAGAAGUCUUCAGUUUGGGUAUGUCUAAAAUCAGUGUGUAUAGGAGCUCAUAGUUUUGAGGAUUCUGUGAGUUGCUUAUUCAAUUCUGUUAUUGAUUUUCUGUGCUAAUCACAGGAUAUUUGUCACUCCAGUUAUAGUAAUAGGAUGGCUGUGACAUUUUCAUUCAUCUAAUCAUGGAAAGAUUUUAGGAGGUGAACUUGGAAGUUAAGUAUACAGACAUACAUAAUCUUCAUUGGAACAUGAAGCUAUUUACAUUGCUCCCCUGUGAAAAGAAAUGUUAAAGAAACACGAAGGAGAGGAAGAAUUCCUCAUCUAGGGUUUCUAUUUUCUGAUACCGGGCAGGAGAUGGACAAGUUGAACUGUAACAUCUGUAACCAAUCCCAAGGAAUCUUUCCAAAAUGAGUGCUCUGAGAACAUAUUGCCAAGGGGAUUCAGAAGUUAUUGAGUAAGCUAUUGGGUCUUCUAGUGAAAUGAGUUAGGUAUUAGAUCCUUUCAUUCUAAUUUUUCCUUGGAUUGAGUAGAACUAUACUUCUUCCUUCAGUGUCAUGACCUUUCCCUCACUUUUUGCUUUGUCACAUCCAGCCUACAUGCAGGACUGUUUGUGAUGGGGUAGGAAUCUUUAACCACACUGAUUCUUGAUUCCUGGCUCUGUCCCAUCUGUCCCUGAUCUCUUUACUGGUUCUCUCUGUUCUGUGAUGUUUUCUUUUUUCUCUAGACAGGCAACUUCCUCUGUGUAUCCAGGGCAGCGAGGAUUUGCUGUCCAGGCAGUUUCCUUUCCUACAGUGAAAAUGCUAAUUGUCUCUGAACUGCCAAGUCCCUUUAGCAAUGGCCUGACUGUCCCUUUCUGUGGUCUCUAGAUCUUCUACACCUCCACACCUGGGGUCACUGCUACACUGAUAAUUUGAGAAGUUUGGCAAACGCUCUAAAGAAAUCUGAGCUCAAAGAGACUGUCUUUCUUUCAUGAGUCAUGGGCAAGCCAAACGCAUACAUCGUGCCAAUGGACCAGCCACAGAAGAAAGCAAGGUUUAUUGUUAGUUUCUCUGAGUCAGAGCAGAGAACAUACUCAGUGCCCCUUUUGUGUUUAGUAAAGCUAUUCAGGCAAAUAAGUGCCCCCACAUGACAGUGCAAUGCUUUUAGGAGGAUAAAAGGGGGGAACCUAGUCCCUUAGGAAGCAUAAGGAGCAGGGGCAUGUUCUCAAGUGUCUCAUAUUAAAAACAGGCCCCGGGGCUGGGGAUUUAGCUCAGCGGCAAAAAGCGCCUGCUGGUUAAGCGCAAGGUCGUGAGUUCGGUUCCCGGUACCAGAGAAAAACAAACAAACAAAACAAAACAAACAAACAAACAAAAAAACAAAAAAGAGGCCCCAACCCCAAACUAAAUGUGGUGUCUCACACCACAUAAUCCAUGGUAGUCAGUAGGAUAAAAUGAAACUGGAAAAAUACAGAACAUUAGUGAUUAGUGUCGGAAGAUCAUAGGUCUCUCUUGUUCCUUUAACUCAAAUGUCAAUGCAGAAGCCUGUCUCUGCUGUAUCGGGAUUGGCAGUGGUUAAUACCAAAUCCAUGUCUACUGUUGUGUCUCAGUGGUCGGGGAGCAUGGCUUUUCUUCUUAUGUUCUAGGGUGUUCUAGGGACCAUCCUGUAUGAGGGCAGCCUUGUCUUUGAGCUGUUCAGAAAAGAAUCUCUGGGAAGAUCACUGUAGACGAGAUCUGCUGUCCUGGAUGCCUACCCCUUGCAAAUGCCUGUAGGAUAGUUUUAAUUCUACAAGUCAUGAGAUACUUGCUUUACAAUCCAUGAAAAAAUAAACUCAACUUUUUCUUCUUAUUGAAUCCUAUCCAUGGAUCUGAUCCAUGCCAUUUCCCUAUAAAACACUGGGUAUAAACCUCAGGCUGAGGGCCUGAGGAAUAUGUUGGUCUGCACAUAAGGGCUUCUCAGAUCAACAAGAAACACUAUGUUCUAGAUUCUAAAGCUUAAUUCAAGUGACACAUUAAUAAGAAACUCAGAUCUGACCAAGAAUGAAUUUCUAACAGUCCUUGUCUUGUGGGCUGCUGACAACUUAUUUGAGUGCCUUACCUCUUUUCUAAUGCAUGUUGAAUAUGAGUCUUUCUUCACUGCCUCUGUGAAGUCCCUUAAUAUCUUUGACCCUCCAGUAGUGGUAAACAUAAAAAGUGGCCUCGUCUGAGAAUUACAAAUACUUCAAUUUGCAGGAUUCAAUUAUGGGCUUAAUUUUGGAAACUUUUCUUAGGGCUGUUUUUAUUAAGUGCCCACAUUUGAUGGUGGGUGGAAGUAAUUUGAAUAUAUUUGAUUUAUAAUAUUUUUAGAUUAAAAGAUGAUUGUAACAUUUAAAAUGGAAGUUUUCCUCCAAGGUUAUCUAUUAUCUUGCAUAUUUUCUUUGUACAGAUAGCUGAAGUACAUCAGUAUAUCAAGUUAAGAAAGUACAGUUGCUAUAGUAUAUUGGUGAAGGCCAGGGACAUCUACCACUAUGCAGCUGGCUUCCUCUGCGACUGUCAUUUCCAUAACAGACCUGUUCUAACAAUAGUGAGUCCACCCUCAAAAUGAGGAUGUUAAUGAUGGUAGAGACCUCUUGACCUAAUCACCUCUUAAUAGUCCCAGCUCUCAAUAAUAUUGCAUUGGAGAUAUGGGACACAUCACUUAAUUAUGUGUCUCACUGUUCUGUUUAAAUGAGGUAACAAUGCUGACCUACAUCAAUGGGCAGGUUUCAGGUGUGGCUAAUGCUUUUAAUAAAGUAUUUUACAAGGUCGUGAGUUCAGUUCCCGGUACCGGAGAAAAACCGAAAACCGAAAAAAACAAACAAACAAAAAAAUAAAGUAUUUUAAAAUCCUCACCAGGGGAAUUCUCAAGUCCUAUGUAUUUUUAUGAUAGCUAUGUUCACCAUAGACUUGGCAUGUACCUAAGUGCUGGAUGGCAUCGUUAUUCUAUACUACUCUCUUCAGAGAUUAAUAAAUGCAUUUGAUGAGUGCUGGAUAAUUAGCCAGACAAAAUUUGAGAAUGCGUAUUGUUGCUAAGAAAACAUGCAGGAUACCUUUUCUUUCCUUGGGUGGCAUUUUUCCUUUUUUAAUAACAUAUUAGUUAUUUGUAACCUAAGAAUAAUUUUAUAAUAAUUUCUGUUAAUAAUCACUUCUGAAGCUGUUUCUACUGACCUGAGGUGUGCUUGUUCAUAAUAAAAGUGAAUUGAAUCUGA